AUGGAUUCGCAUGAACUUAUCAAUGCACAAUUCCAUCGGGCAGUGGAGAUAGUGCAGGGCCUCCCAAAGACUGGGCCCAUACAAACUGGCUAUGAGGAGAAACUGACGAUGUACAGCUUGUACAAGCAAGCGACUGUUGGAAAUGUCCAAGGCGGUCGUCCAGGCAUGUGGGAUAUGCUAGGCCGGGCAAAGUGGGACGCAUGGGCAAAGCAUAAGGAUCUUGAUCUAUAUGAAGCCAAAUGGCUUUACGUGGAUGCUUUACUGAAGGUUUUAAGUAAAUACUCGGACAAGACCGUUGCUCGUGACCUCAUGAAUGAACUCCAGUCUUAUGGUGGUGACCCGUCAAAUCUCGUGAUGAGCCAUUCUCUUCCAAGGUCGCGGACCUACUCCCGGUCGUCAAGCUCCAGUGCCUCAGAUAACGAUAUCCAUCGAAUUCCCGGUCAAUUAUUUUCCUCUACCCUUCCAGAGGCCCAAUAUACUGCACAAUUAGCAGUUAAGGAGAACAGUGGCUCGAGCUCUGAAAAUGAUGAAUCAGGCGACGAACCACACGAACUCCCAUCUGUGCGUGAGCCUGUUCAACAGCCAAGACCACUUUCUUCCAUGUCUUCAAGAUAUCGUACUCCUGCAACAGGCUCACAUGCCAUGUCGCCGCCACUUGCUGGGCUCGCAAACAUUCCACCUAUGCAACCAAUGCCCACAUACCAGACGCAAUCCGCCUUCGUUAGUCAAUCAGCACCAAUAGCAUCUUCUUCUGUAUACCCUCCACCAGGACACCAUUCUGGGACAUACCAGUCGCCCGAGUUUGCACCGCAGAUUCAGUCGGCUCUCUCCCUCCGAGGGGGUCGGUUUCAUGGCGCUGAAGCGCCUAUACGAACACCCUCACGGUUACCCCUGGAGCAAGCCGUCGAAAACCUCCAGACGCACCUUGCCGCAAUAACAGAGCGGCUCGAUAUGCUCGAGUCCCAGGUGGUGCAUCCGCAACGAUCCACCGCUUCGCUUCCCCUGAAAAGCUCUUCCGGUAGAGGCAGUCCGACGGAUAACCGUCCUGAAGAACUCGGAUGGGAUUUGGAUGAUAUGGGAAUGUGGUCGUUUGUUCUGAAGCCAUUGUCACGGAUGGCGGUGUCAUUGAAACGGCUGUUUAUAUUUUUUGGUCGGGGCGAGAACCGGUCUCCGGUCCUCACUAUUGUGCGGAGACUGUUGCUCGAUAUAUCAUUUUCUUUGGCAGUUCUCGGGUUGCUGAGACUGACGUGGAAGAAGACGGCUACAAGACGGAGGGAGGUUAAUGCAGCCCUUAUAUUACUAUGGGCUGCUUUGUCUGGGAGGAACAGGGGAAGACGGAUGAUCAGUGGUGUGUAGUGCUUACUUUUUUUCACUCGUGGGUGGCUCAAGAGUAGUCAUUAAUGCUGCAUUUAUACCUCAAUGCCCAGAAUU
Suillus plorans is the source of this 1431-nucleotide messenger RNA. Its product is annotated as ACBP-domain-containing protein. The record is from RefSeq and is a predicted model, not a curated record. The coding region runs from base 1 to 1356 and encodes 451 amino acids. Lineage: Eukaryota; Fungi; Basidiomycota; Agaricomycetes; Boletales; Suillaceae. The transcript is spliced from 6 exons. Gene Ontology annotation, biological process: fatty acid metabolic process. Gene Ontology annotation, molecular function: fatty-acyl-CoA binding.